Asparagus officinalis (garden asparagus) is the source of this 2101-nucleotide messenger RNA. Its product is annotated as serine/threonine-protein kinase D6PK-like. Lineage: Eukaryota; Viridiplantae; Streptophyta; Magnoliopsida; Asparagales; Asparagaceae. The transcript is spliced from 3 exons. The record is from RefSeq and is a predicted model, not a curated record. Gene Ontology annotation, molecular function: protein serine/threonine kinase activity; ATP binding. The coding region runs from base 231 to 1937 and encodes 568 amino acids. Gene Ontology annotation, cellular component: plasma membrane; nucleus; cytoplasm. Gene Ontology annotation, biological process: protein phosphorylation.
UUUUUUAUUUUCCCUCACCCUUCCCUCUUCUUCCCUCUUCCCCUCUUUCUUCUCUCCUCCGAAUCCUCAACAAAAACCCUAAAAAUGCGAUCUUUAGCUCCCAGAUAAAGGAGCAAUGAAGGAAGAAUCAAAUCGAAGUACAUUUUGGAUGGCAUGUUUCUACUUGAGAUAUUGGAGCAGUUUAUAUAUCUCUUUCCCCUAAUAAGUUACAGAGAUCACUGUUCAGAUCGAUGGCGUCAAAUACCAGCCAAAUAGAAGAGCCAUCUUCUCAAAGUCCUUCUCCUAUUCAAAUCCCUAAGCCACUCCAAUCAGUACCCAGUAUCGCUAAAGGAUCGCCAAAAUCCGAAGUAAUAAAAGGCGCAGAACCAAUUAAUGUUGCUUUGCUGAACAAAGUUCCUACAAAAACCAAUUCUUUGGAUGAAAAGUUAAUUCAGGAAACCUCCCGGGUAGAAUCGCUUCAAUUGACUGAGAGCAUGAGUCCGGAAAAAGUCAUUGAAGACCAAGAAAAGAAAAAAUCAGACCAAGGCAGUGGAAAGAAUAGCUCUGCUUCAGGUAAAGUUAGUGCUAAGAUCAGUGAUAGGGCUGAAUUUUUGGAGAGUGGCAAGAGUAGUAUGUGUCGAGCUAGCACAUGCAGUGAUGUCAGUGACGAGAGCACUUCCAGCACCAUUAGCAGUAGUGUCAGCAAACCUCACAAAGCAAAUGAUUCCAGAUAUGAAGCAAUCCAGUCAAUCAGAGCUAAAUAUGGUGUUCUGGGUCUGAGCCAUUUUAGGCUUCUCAAGAGAUUAGGUUGUGGAGAUAUUGGAAGUGUUUAUUUGUCAGAGUUGAAUGGGACUAGAAGUUAUUUUGCUAUGAAGGUGAUGGACAAGGUAGCAUUGGCAAGUCGCAAGAAGCUGCUUAGAGCUCAGACGGAAAAGGAGAUAUUGCAAAGUUUAGACCAUCCAUUUCUUCCAACAUUAUAUACCCACUUUGAGACAGAGAAGUUCUCAUGUUUGGUAAUGGAGUUUUGCCCAGGGGGAGAUCUACACACCCUUCGUCAGAGGCAACCCGGGAAAUAUUUUUCAGAACAUGCUGUCAAGUUCUAUGUCGCAGAGGUCCUAUUGGCCUUGGAAUACCUCCAUAUGCUUGGCAUCAUCUACCGAGAUCUCAAACCUGAGAACAUCCUCGUACGUGAAGAUGGCCACAUAAUGCUUUCAGACUUUGAUCUCUCCCUCCGCUGCUCUUUCAGCCCAACCCUAAUCAACUCCAACUCUUCCGGCUUACCUCAACAAGCAGCCACCUUCUGCAUUGAGCCCCCAUCCUGCAUCCAACCUUCAUGUGCAGUCCCCACGUCCUGCUUCUCUCCAAGACUCUUUUCCUAUAAAUCCAAGAAAACCCGUAACAAAACCAAGCCGCAAGUAGCAGAGUCCAGCGCUAACCAAGUAAUCCCGUUACCUGAGCUCGUUGCCGAGCCCACUGAUGCCCGUUCAAUGUCAUUUGUCGGGACUCAUGAAUACCUCGCCCCUGAAAUCAUCAGAGGCGAUGGUCACGGGAGCGCUGUAGACUGGUGGACCUUAGGAAUCUUUCUAUACGAACUCGCAUUUGGGAAGACCCCUUUCAAGGGUUCAGGCAACCGAGCAACACUGUUCAACGUAGUCGGACAACCUCUUCGGUUUCCAGAGAGUCCUGUAGUGAGUUUCGCGGUGAAAGAUUUGAUUCGGGGUUUGCUGGUGAAAGAGCCACAGAAUCGGUUAGGGGUUAAACGAGGAGCAACGGAGAUUAAGCAGCAUCCGUUCUUCGAGGGAGUGAACUGGGCGUUGAUUCGGUGCGCGAGUCCUCCUGAAGUUCCUAAGCCUGUGGUGAUUGAGAAGGCCAGUGGAAGCAAGGCAAAAGCUGCAGCUGCUGAUGCACAGGAACUGCAGAAGGGUUCUGAUAAUUAUUUGGAGUUUGAUUUCUUUUAACUGGAUAGUUUUGAACUGAAAUCCUAAAUGUAGAGGGUUAUGGGGGGUUUAUGUUUUAUUUUUUAAGUUUAUUUUUAUGUUUAUUAUUGGUUAUUGUUCAGGGACUGGCCUUUGAUUUUUGCUGCAUAAGAUUGUUUUCAAUGUGGUUGGGCUGUUGCUGCUUC